AUGAGGAAGAAGUUGGGAAAGUUGUCUAUUCCCUACUAUGAUGGUACAGGGAAGGAUUCAGCACGGACAUGGGUCCAGAAAUUAGAUACUUAUUUUCAGCUUAAUCCCAUGCUUGAGGAGGAUGCGAUUAAGUAUGCUGCAUUGCACUUGGAUGGGAGUGCACAUGAGUGGUGGCACCACGGUAUGGUCACAUUGGCCCAUAAUCAGAUAGACACAUACGCAGAGUUCACUGAGAGGUUGAUUGACAGGUUUGAUAUGAAGGAUCCAGAACUCCAUUUCAUGGAGUUAGCUCAGUUGAGACAAUGGGGUCCUAUCAACAGUUACAUCUCAGAUUUCCAGAGACUAUCAGUGUUGGUUACAGACAUUUCAGAGAGGAGGUUGAUUGUACUGUUUGUGGAUGGAUUGUCAAAGGCUCUUCAUGGUUGGAUGGAGUACUUCUCUGUUGAGGAGUCACAGUCAGAGGAUGAGGAGCAGCAGUUAGAGUCUGAUGGUGAGAGCAGUGCCACUAAGGAGGGUUCAGGGAAUGAGAAGUCCCUAGCUAGAUUGACAGGUGCUCAAAAGGCAAUUACUUUUAAGGUGCGUGGUACCAUACAGGGACAAAAGGUGGUUGCUUUGCUGGACACUGGGGCCACACAUAAUUUCAUAGAUUCACAGUUAGUGGCUAGGAGAGGGUGA
Molecule: messenger RNA, 675 nt
Organism: Cryptomeria japonica (Japanese cedar)
Lineage: Eukaryota; Viridiplantae; Streptophyta; Pinopsida; Cupressales; Cupressaceae
Exons: 2
Coding region: 1-675 (224 amino acids)
Biological process (GO): proteolysis
Molecular function (GO): aspartic-type endopeptidase activity
Source: RefSeq, a predicted model, not a curated record